CAGUAAACCCUCGGACUUCCCCGCGGUGUCCCGCCCCCUCCUCUCCCCCUUUUCCUGUGCCCUCCUCAUUUUCCUUCCCUUCUCCCUCCCUUCUUUCCCCGUACUAGGGACCCCCAACUCUAGCAAUCUUACUAUAGGUACCUCUAAGACCGGCGUUAUGAAAGGCUGUAAAAUUUAACCGCUGAUGUUGCAGCUGUCGCCGCCUUUCUGCUGGGGGACCUGGCCUAAACUGCUGCCCAGUCAUCUUUGAGGCUCAUCAGAGGUAAUCGGGAAUUUGGCCAGGACAGGCGGUGGGUGUAGUGAUGAAGAGGAGGAGCUCCGUGGAGUGUGCCAGAGUUGGGUUUGAAGCCGGGCUCCACUAUUGGUUAGCUGCCUAGCCUUGAAUGAGAAUAUCCUAAUGCUACACCCACACUAUUAGUUUGUCUGCCUCGGUUGUAGCAGUGACACUUCGGGCCGUGGAAGAAGUGAGCCCAGUCGGGAGAGCAGGAGCUACCCUCACUGCGGCCACAUCGCUCCCCUUCAAAUAUUUCCCGUCUCAAAGUAGGGAAGCAAAGAUGUCCGUUACUGUAAGUAAAAGAGAAAAUGAUAAAGAGAAUGACUUGACAUCAUGUGUCCUGAGUAAGACAGAAGGUGACGAGGAAAAGUUUGAAGAUGCCUAUGAAAUGAUCCCUGUGGCCACAACCAUGAACCUAAAAUCUUCCCUGGAAGAGUGCACAACUGGAUUGUAUUUAUUUCUAAAUAACAGAUUCUCAGAUGCCAUAAAUCUCAUUCAUCCAUGGUCGAAAAGCAGCAUAUACCAUGCUCUAAUCUAUAAUAUCCUUAUGGUUGUCAAGGCCGUUUUGACUUUUGAUCCACAGGAUAUACAGACCGGAAUGGCUACUGCAAAGGAAGCUUUGAAAACCUGUAACAAUUUCCGAAGAAAGUCUAGGAUGAUGAAUUUUUCUCAUCUCGUGAGUAAACAGGGAAUAAAGACUAUCAAAGAGGAGGAACUGCAUGCUGAAGUCUGCUAUGCGGAGUGUUUGAUUCUGAAAUCCACUGUCACAUUUAUACAGGAUGACAGUAUGCUUGGUUUUCUUAAAUGUGCAAUCAACAUCGGGUUAAGUUACCAAAUAUACAAAGACUGCCAACAGGUAUUAACACAGGUGCCUAACAACCACAGCAAAACCUACAGACACCUGGUUGAAGGAGUAAAAUUUGGACUUGGAGCAUUCAAUCUGCUAUUAUCACUUGUGCCACCAAAGACACUUAAACUACUCAAUAUUGUUGGAUAUUCUGGUGAUAGAGAGGUAGGCUUGACUCUGCUUCACGAGAGUGCAUCCAAAUCCCAUAUAAAUAAUAUCUUAAGUGUUUUGACUCUAGUCUUUUAUUACACGUACAUCUAUGUAGCUAUUGGUGCUGAAAAGGGUCACAGUUCUGCUGUAGAGGAUCUCUUCCUGAUCUACCUCCAGAAAUUUCCAAACUGUGUCAUACUUAAAUUUUUUCAGGCACGUUUUAGUAUGCUGAAAGGAAAUUUUGAAAAUGCCCGGUUAAUAUUAGAGGAGUGCAUUUUUAUUCAAAAUGAAUGGAAGCAGGUUCAUCACCUCUGUUACUGGGAGCUCAUGUGGUGCCACAUCUUUCUGCGGAAUUGGAAGCAGGCUCACCACUACGCUGAUCGACUGUCUCGUAACAGCAGGUGGUCUAAGGCAAUAUACAUGUACAGUAAAGCUAUGCUACUCUCCUUGCUCCCUUCAGAUUCUGUGAAAUCAGUGAGUGAGGACAUAAGCUCUCUCUUCUUGAAAGUGGAUAGCCUGAGAAUCAAAAUUUUGGGAACUUCUGUGCCAAUAGAAAAGUUCAUCGCCGAGAAGGGGCAGCGCUACGGCACCACCACAGGCUGGUUUACGGCACAGCCCAUUCUGGAGUUCAUUUACGCCUGGAGUGGUUUCCGAGUCAUGAGCAAAAAACUAGACCUUAUUUCAAGCUGGCUGUCGAUAAUUGAUAAAGGAGAAGACCUCUUACGAAAAAAUCCAAAUACCGAGUAUGGCACAGAUGACAUAAGUCUGUUAAAUUUGCUGAAGGGUCUGUGCCUGAAACAUUUGGGCAGAUAUUCAAUGGCUGAGCGUUACUUUAAUCGUGUCCUUCAGAAGGAGAAAUUGUUAAAAUAUGACCACUAUUUGGUGCCAUAUACUUACUACGAACUAGGAAUUCUCUACUAUCUAAAAGGAGAUUAUGACAGGGCAACAAAAAACCUAGACAACAUAAAAAACUACAAAGACUAUUCCAUGGAAGCUCGAUUACAGUUUAGGGCUCACAUAGCCCUUGAACAAAUAGCUAAAGAAAAGUGAUGGUUUUGACACAAAGCAUGGUUUUGUUUAUGAUGCGUGAAGUAGCUGCAACCAGCAAGAAAACAGUCAGAAAAAUCAUUUCUUUGUGGAAGAAAUCCAAGAAGAGACAGCCGCUAAGAAUCUGAUCAGUAACAAGUAAGAAAGGGAUUGGCCAUUACUUUUCCCUCUUUCCUUCUCCAUACUUAUAAAAUGCAAUGUCUUAGACUGGCAAA
Felis catus (domestic cat) is the source of this 2533-nucleotide messenger RNA. RefSeq names its product tetratricopeptide repeat protein 39B-like (gene TTC39D). Gene Ontology annotation, molecular function: protein binding. NCBI's taxonomy places the organism in Eukaryota, Metazoa, Chordata, Mammalia, Carnivora, Felidae. Bases 555 to 2321 code for a protein of 588 amino acids. Gene Ontology annotation, biological process: cholesterol homeostasis; regulation of cholesterol efflux; regulation of cholesterol metabolic process. The record is from RefSeq and is a predicted model, not a curated record. The transcript is spliced from 3 exons.